Molecule: messenger RNA, 5037 nt
Organism: Leptopilina heterotoma
Lineage: Eukaryota; Metazoa; Arthropoda; Insecta; Hymenoptera; Figitidae
Gene: CtBP
Product: C-terminal-binding protein
Exons: 8
Coding region: 621-2063 (480 amino acids)
Molecular function (GO): oxidoreductase activity, acting on the CH-OH group of donors, NAD or NADP as acceptor; transcription corepressor activity; NAD binding
Source: RefSeq, a predicted model, not a curated record
AUUUUCCUUCUCCAGUGUGGGAGACAGUCGCUUGUCGAAACGAUUGUUGGCCGCUUUUUUUUUCCCAAGGAUUGAGCAAAUUUCACCAAGUGUGGGGCGUCGGGCGGACGCGCGUGACCCCGAAGAAAGGAAUAUUGUAACUGGAAAAACGCUGACUUUUAAUAACAGAGAAAAGUCAAAAAGGAUCGUGAGUGAAUUUUUUUUUUUUUUGGUGAUAAGCAAGUGAUCGCCCGGUGAAAAAGACGUCGAGGACGAGUAAAAGGGAUACACACAGCAAAAAAAAAAAAACGGAAAAAAGUCUACAUCCGACAGGUGUCGGUGUUUAAGGAGUCGUGAUGCAUUGGAGGUUCGGCGGACCUUGCUCAAAAACCGACCAAAAAUCAGUGUUGCAGAAUCAAUUUGUGUGACGAAACGACUCAAUUUAGAAGGAAAAGGGAAAAAGAGGAAGGAAAGAUUUUUAAAAAAACUGACUGUAGGAAUAAUAAGGGGUUUUUUUUCAUUGGAAAAAAAUUCCCCCAAAUUGGGUGUGUGUGAGAGUUGUAAAGAAAGUCGAUCUUUGGAUAAAACAAAGUUCGCAGAAGUGCAAAAAAAUUUUUAAAAUAGGGGGGGCUAUCUGACCGAUGGACAAACGGAAGAUGAUGCCCAAACGCCCUCGAAUGGAUAACCUGAGAGGCCCGAUCGCCAACGGGCCGAUUCAGGCAAGACCACUGGUGGCUCUUCUCGAUGGACGGGACUGCUCCAUCGAAAUGCCAAUUCUCAAGGAUGUAGCGACAGUCGCCUUCUGCGACGCACAAUCCACUUCUGAAAUCCACGAGAAGGUAUUGAAUGAAGCAGUUGGUGCAUUGAUGUGGCACACAAUAAUAUUGACCAAGGAGGACCUGGAGAAAUUCAAAACAUUGAGAAUCAUUGUACGAAUUGGUUCGGGUGUGGAUAACAUUGAUGUCAAAGCUGCUGGUGAACUUGGCAUCGCUGUGUGCAAUGUGCCUGGCUAUGGAGUUGAAGAAGUAGCUGACACCACACUCUGUCUCAUCCUCAACCUCUACCGACGUACAUACUGGCUGGCGAAUAUGGUUCGCGAAGGCAAAAAAUUCACAGGACCCGAACAGAUCUUUGAUCUGUUUAAGGUGAGAGAAGCAGCACAAGGCUGUGCAAGGAUACGGGGAGACACUCUUGGUAUUGUAGGAUUAGGCAGGAUCGGAUCGGCAGUUGCUCUUCGCGCAAAGGCAUUCGGUUUUAACGUUAUCUUCUAUGAUCCAUACCUUCCUGAUGGAAUCGAAAAAUCGCUGGGUCUCACCAGGGUUUACACAUUACAGGACUUGUUAUUCCAAUCAGACUGUGUAUCCCUACAUUGUACCUUGAACGAGCACAAUCAUCACCUAAUUAAUGAAUUCACCAUCAAACAGAUGAGACCUGGAGCAUUUCUAGUAAAUACAGCUCGUGGAGGACUGGUAGAUGAUGAUGCACUUGCCGCGGCUUUGAAACAGGGUAGAAUUCGUGCAGCGGCACUCGAUGUUCAUGAAAAUGAACCAUAUAACGUAUUUCAGGGCCAAUCUGCCCAAUGUCCUUUGAAAGAUGCUCCAAAUCUUCUUUGUACACCACAUGCUGCAUUCUAUAGUGACGCGAGCUGCACGGAACUUCGCGAAAUGGCAGCGAGUGAGAUACGACGAGCCAUCGUCGGUCGUAUUCCUGAUUGCUUAAGAAAUUGUGUCAACAAAGAAUACUUCCUGUCCUCAUCUGGCACAUACCCAGAGGGUAUCAACGGGGGCUACUAUGCAGGAGCUUUGCCUGUUCAACAGGCGCACUCGACAACUCCUCACGACUCGGCGCCACCACCUCCUGGUGGGCAUUCUGUCGUUGGCGGCGGGGGUGGCGGUGGACCAAACUCGUCAGCGGGUGGCGGUGGAGCUGGGGGUCCAACAGGGCCAUCGGGUCCAACGGUAGGCGGCGGUGGUGCCGGUGGUCCCACUGCGGCUCCACCAUCUGCUGGAAUGCCUGGAUUACCACAUAGCAUAGUGAGCGAGACUGAUCCUCGGCCCAGUCCACCUGCACCAAGUCCCCGUUGACCUUAAAUCCACCCCCCAGAUCUCCAAAAUCCAGCGCCACCCCUCCGAUCUUAACCUUUAUACACCCUAGCCAUUUACACACAAGCUCCAACGACGACGACAACAACAACAACAACUAAAAAAAUAAACGGCCGAUUCACUAGCGCGGGUCGUACAACCAUUUAUCUGUCCACUGCUUCCGAUUAUACUCGAGAGGAUCCUUGAGAGCAGAAGAAAAUACAUUUCUGACGAAAAAAAACCAGAGAGGAACCUUUCGAGUAACGCAGUUAAUAUAAAAAAAAAAACAGACGCCAAGUACAGUUUUGGAUAAAAAAAGAAAAGAAACGAGAUUUUCAAACGACACCACAACAAAAAUUUGCAACGUUCGUGUAACUAUACUUCCGAAUUUUCAUUUUCAGUUCCACAAUGUUCAUUUUUUGUCACAAAAAGUCUUUUUGUAGUAAAAAUGGGAAACAUUUUAAAAACUUGACUCUGUUUUUGAAAAAUAAUUCAAAAUCAGUUUCUUUUUUUUUGGUUAAAAUAGAUUUAAAAAUUAAAAAUCUAUGUUUAUAUAUUUUUCUUGAAGAAUAAAAAUUUCGUUUUUUACUCUAAAAAAAAACUAACGGAGUUGAGCUUUUAAAAUUAAAAAUCCUGUCCGUUCUUCCUUCCAAGUCGCUAGAAAUUUCAUUUCCUUUUCCUUACAGGAGGAAAAAAAAUCACACCUAAAAUAAUUGUAAUUUUAUCCCUUACUGUAUUUGGAAUUCCGGCUGUCUCUUCGCUAGUGCUUUCAAUUUUGUUAACGAUAACGUGUGAGAUCUUGAUGUUGUAGAGAGAAAAAAAAUAGCUGAAUUUCCGCCGACGGGGGGAAGGGGGGGAGAGUUAAUAAUUCAGAUCAAUAUCUAAAAAAGAAAAUAUUCUUUUCUCCUUCUUUUUUUUAUUGUACUUUUAAAUCUUUUUACUGUAAUGAAAAAAAGCACGGUUAAAUAUUAAUAAAAAUAUGAUCUUUAUUUGUCACAUGUCCGUGAAUAAAGUGUAGAGGUAAUUUUCUUUUUGUAACUUUCCUUUACACUUCAGCAAUGUACAGUUGAAAAAAAAUAAUAAUAAUAAAAGAAAAAAUUCUUUAAAGUAUUCGUAGUUGAAAAUCGGACAUUGGACAAAUUGAAAAAAUAGACCGUAAAUUCUAAUUUUUUGCUUUUAGAAGAAAAAAAGAGAAAAGAAAAAAAAUGAAGGGGUCUUGAAAAGAGGAAAUUUAAAAUUCGCUAAUCAAAUGUCCGUCGUGGUUUUCUUUUUUUACUAAGAAAAAAAAGGGGCGCGAGCAUUUCCCUUUUUUUAUGAGUAUUCCUGUGUUUUUGAAAAUAGAGGACGGCGACAAAAAAGAACAACAAGAAGAAAAAAAAAUUGUUGUUUUUCUGAGAAAAAAAUGACACAUGAAAAAAUACACAGACAUACAUUACAUACACACAUAUAAAAAAAACAACUUAUCGUUUUAACGGUUUGUAAGCAAAAAAGUGAGACUGUGAGUGAUGGAAAGAUUGAGGAGAAAGAAAGUGCGCGUGCAUGAAAAAUAAGACAACAAGAACAACAAAAAAAAACAAUAUUGGCGACAGAAAGAUUAGAAACAAGUUUUAUUGAUAAUUACGAUACGAUUAAUUAUUGUAUUAAGUGGAAAAAAAGUUGUGUGACGUUGCGUACACUUUCGGGGGUUUAAAUAAACGAAAAAAGUAGAUUAUAGAGAAAAAGAAAGUGCGAAAGAGAGAGAGAGAGAGUUUUUUUGGAAAAUGAAAGAGUAGAGAGUGACACACACAUAUCUAUUCAGUUUUAAAGCAAAUAAAAAAAACUGCUUUUUAUCAAUAAUUUUUCUUAUUUGGAAAAAACCGAUUUUUUUUUAAAUUGUUACUUUCUUUUUUCUAUUCCGAAAAAUAAAAUCUCGUGUGUACUUGAAAAAAGAACAAGUAAAAGUUGUUAAAGAGCGAGAUUAAUGGAUACCCGAAAUGUUAAAAACUUCGUGGAAGAAAAUAAAAAUGACGGAGACUAAGAUGCAUCACAGAGAUGACAAACACUUAUUUUUAUUUUUUUUUUUUUAGAGAAAAAAUACGCGCAACGUAUAUUGGAAAAAAAUACGGAUAUUACAAGAUGGUCCAAAAGUCGUAAUUUAGACUUCAGAUUUAAAUGAAGAAGAAAAAAUUUGAUAAAAUAUUUUAAAACUCCGGGCCAUUUUGUUGUUUUUGCAAAAAAAAGGAAAAAACCCGUAUUAAAAAACGUAGCGACAUACUUUUUUUUCUCAAGAAAUAUUAUUACUUAUAAACACAUCAUUAUCUAUACAUAGAGCAUGAGCGAAUGAGAGAGAGAGAGAGAGAGCGUGCGAGUAAAUAAAAAACGAAUAUUCCUGCAAAAAAGAGACUUUUUUGUUUCUUAAAAUUUUUUUGAGAAAGAAAAAAGAAUGCUGCGCAAAAGAAAAAUAAUGGAGUUUAAAAAAAAUAGUUUUACAAAAAAGAAAAAUGGAGGCAAAAGAAAAUAAUUGUAAUAAAAAGGAAUGAAAAAAAAAAAAAUUGUGAAAUUUUCUCCCAACUUUUGUGUGCGUAAGGACAGCCGUAAAGAAACUCCAACAGAAAAAAAAAUUAGUCUUAUUUAUUAAUGACUUUCUUCUUUUUUUUUAAUCGCUCCUUUUCCUCUGGUAUAAAAUACAUUUAUGACUCCGUUUAUUUUUUUUUCUAAAUUCGACUUGGCGCCGAAAUAAUUUUUAUUUCCUAUAAUUUACAAAAAACAAAAAUAAGAGUGAGAGUGUGAGAAAGAAAGAGAAUGAAAGUGGGCAAAAUUGAGGAAUCUUUGAUUAAAGAAUGAGAAAUGAAUUUAAAAAGAAAAAAAAAGAAAAGAAAAAAAUGGAAAAAAAGAAAUAAAACCACGCGAAUAAGGAAAGUAAACGUGGUGAAAACGGCAACAUUAAUAUUAAUUAUAAUUAAUAAUAAUUAUAAUAAAUACAAUAUUUGUACAAUAA